This is a messenger RNA of Lates calcarifer (barramundi perch), 2430 nucleotides long. It is a transcript of the gene toe1, whose product is annotated as target of EGR1, exonuclease. Gene Ontology annotation, molecular function: metal ion binding; snRNA binding; 3'-5'-RNA exonuclease activity. NCBI's taxonomy places the organism in Eukaryota, Metazoa, Chordata, Actinopteri, Centropomidae. The record is from RefSeq and is a predicted model, not a curated record. The coding region runs from base 322 to 1914 and encodes 530 amino acids. Gene Ontology annotation, biological process: snRNA 3'-end processing. The transcript is spliced from 8 exons. Gene Ontology annotation, cellular component: Cajal body; cytoplasm.
CCAACUACUAUGAGUUGUGUGUCAGAGGACCCCAAGAAGCACGUUGAGAUGUUUACGGCUGAUCCGCGGUUAGUUGUCAAGUCGAAUGAGUUACAUGAAAUAUGCAACUCUUAAAAUAACUUUUUGAAUAAAUUAAUUUCUGAAGAUAAUAUAGCACGUAAGCAGCAAGCUAGAUUUCCACAAAAAGCAGCCGACAGUGAGUACCUUGGCAGAUUAGCUAAGCUAGCUAAUACUGUAGUUAGCAUCGGUAACUGCAGAAAACAUUACAGCCGCGAGAAAGAGCUGUUAUCCUUCUACACAAUAAAUAACGUUGAGACAAACAUGGAAUCUUCACUGGUAGUCCCAGUCAUUGACGUACAGAAUGAUAAUUUCAAAGAGCUUUGGCCAGCCAUGGUAGUGGCCAUCAAAACGUCGUCCUUCCUUGCACUAGACACGGAGCUGAGCGGUCUUGGGAACAGGAAGUCUUUGCUGGCUGAAUCUAUAGAGGACAGAUAUAAGGCCAUAUGCCAUGCAGCACGCUCUCGUUCCAUCCUCUCCCUGGGAAUUGCCUGCUACAAGAAACUGGACAACAAGGCUGCAGACACAUACUUGGUUCAGGUGUAUAACCUGACCCUGCUGUGUUCAGAGGAGUACAUCAUAGAGCCCCAGUCAGUCCACUUCCUGGUGCAGCAUGGAUUUGACUUUAACAAGCAGUACGCACAUGGGAUCCCGUACUGCAAGGGCAAUAAUAAGGGAGGAUCUGAUGACCAGGGUGUCCACAUCAGGGCGUUAUUCACUGAGCUGCUACGUGCCAGGAAACCCCUGGUGCUCCACAAUGGCCUCAUUGACAUGGCCUUCCUUUACCAGAGUUUCUAUGCUCAUCUGCCGGAGCGCCUGGCCACCUUCACAGCUGACCUGUCUGAGAUGUUUCCUGCUGGCAUCUAUGACACCAAAUAUGUCACUGAGUUUGAACUUAGGCUCACUGCCUCCUAUCUAGAAUAUGCUUAUAAGAAAUGUAAGCUGGAUAACAGUCGCAGUUUGACCUCUGGAGGGACCAGACCUCAUGUCCAUGUAGAGUUCUGUCAGUAUGCGGGUCACAUGUCCACCUAUGUGGACUACAGAGUGUGUCCAGCUGUCGCCUCUGCUGAGGCACAGACUGUCAUCUGCCCACGUUUCUCUGCAUUUGGCUGGUGUUCGAAUGGUACCCAGUGUCCAUUAUCCCAUGACACUGACCUGAUUAUCCUCCAGGAUGAGAAAGGCAAAGAGGACAAGAGAAAAAAAAGGAAGAGACACAGAGAGAAGAGGAGAGGUGGAGGAGAUGUAGCAGAGGACUCCUCCAUUUUUAACGGUGCCCCCGAAAACAAAAUAGCCCACAUGGAGGUGGAUCGAGAGGAAACACCAGAUGACCGGCAAAAGGCUACUGCUGAUCCAUGCCCAGAAACUGAACCUCUAAUGGACAGUGAUAGAAACAGCCAACAUAAUGAAGGAGAGAACAUGAAAACAGACAGCAAGGAGAACAGAGUGUGUGAAGACAACACAGACUCUGUAACAACUGCCACAGCUGAUGAGGACACAAACACGAAAACCAACACAGAAGACGGUGCAGAAAACAGUACAGGAGAUGGAGGAGAGGCGUUAGGUGGUCACUCAGCCAGGACUGACGCUCAGAAGACGGCUGAGGCUGGAACACACCGCGCAGGGUUUGAUGCCUUUAUGACAGGAUACGUCUUUGCCUACUCAUGUACCCUUGUCAAGAAGGAAGGCGUGGGAGCUGUAGAGGAGACGGAGGCCGAGCAGUCGUGGCUUUCUACCUGUCUCAAUAAGGUUUACCUCAGUGGCAAGGCAGCUCCUCUCAAUGUGGUUAAAAGCACCUUCUCCAAGUCAUCCAAGGCCCACAUGCAGAAGAUGGAGAUGGUGUGGGGAGGGAGAAUGUAGUGUACGCACUUGCACACAGCAGGAUAGUUAUUGUUUAUACAAGUGGAGGCUCACAAUUUUUUUUAUCCAUGUCAGUAGUGUGGCUCUAUGGACGGCAAUAUCUUUCUUCCACUUUGAGCCAGACUGAAGUAUCUCAGCAAUGUUGAGAUGGAUUGCUUUAACAUUUACUCAGAGGAAGAACAAUACUAACUUUGGUGAUCCACCGACUUCUUCCAGGGAGGUUUACAUUUUUGUUUAGUAGUGAAAUAUCUUGGUAAAUUUUUGAUGGACUGCAAAAUAUUGGGAGAGAUGUCCAUGUUCCCAUCAAGUUGAACAUUAAAACAGUUAUUGAUUCAGGUCAGAAUCAGGUCAAAAUUUUGUUAUUUUGUGUCCAAAUCUUUGGUUCAUGACCAAAAACCUGCAAAACUACCUGUAUUCAUAACAGUCUUAGUUGUGCUCUGUCUCUGUUAAAUGUUGGCAUGCUAAUACUGAAAACUAAGAUGGUAAACGUGCUGAUUAAAUAUGUUAGCACUUUCA